CCAGGCAGAGGAGACUGUAGCUACCUAGCUAGUGCUGUGCCUUUAAAACGCCAGGCCCCUCCUCCCUCCACACAGUCAGAGCGGAGAAGCAAAGCAAGUUGUGCUGGCAGGAGCCUGAGCCUCACGAUAAACCCUGGCAUCAGCCUGCCUUCAUCCGGCAGUCAGCGAGGACACUUCAGGGCGCAGGGGCAGAGAGACGGGACGGAGAGAGAGUGAGACAGAGAGAGAGAGAGAGAGAGAGAGAGAGAGAGAGAGAGAGAGAGACAGAUUGGUGUCAGGAGCAGCCUCCAGAGGGCUCUGACUGAUACAGAUCCUCUCCACAGCUCUGUACGCAGUAGCUCUUUCUGCUGUUUCCUGACGCUGGCAAGGUUGAUGAGGAUGGCGAGUGGCUUCUUCUUUUCCACAGCAUCGUCACUAGAGCAACGGUAGCAUCAGCAUCUACAGCAGCAACAGCUUCAGCCUCAGCAUCAUCAGCAGCAGCAGCAGCCGGAUCUAUACUCUGCUGCUGGUCCCUAUUCUUCAGCCGCCUCCUCUCUCUGGUGUCUAAGAGUGGUGCUGUCAGGGCCGUUCCGCCCACCUCCACUUCUGCCUCCUCCUGCCUCCUCCUCCAUCCUGCCUCCUCCUCCAUCGCGCCUCCUCCUCCACAUCUCCAUCCUCCACAUGCUCUCCUUCAUUCCUUCCAUUGAGCCACGGCACUGAAUUAAUUCUUCGCCUUCUGACUGGAGCUGCUUUCUCUAGGAAGACAUGCUGCUGAGCCUAGAGAGGAGAAAAGAGAGAGAGGAAGAAAAAAACAACUGCUUUCCUUCUCGUCUCUCCAGGUGUCAUGUGUGAUUGGCCAGCUUGCCCUCUGGCAGUAGCAUCAGCCUGGAUUCCGUGUGUGUCUCGCCCCCCUGCCUGUGCCUGGGCUCCGGCUGUCCCUGGGGACGCGCUACUGGGAUUUACCUCUUACUGCUGGAUGGAGAUGGGCUUUCUGCCUUUUUGAAAACUAUUCACCAAAGGAGAAAUGCACAGAUACAAAGAAGGAGGAAAUAUAAUGAAUCAAUCAGCAGCACAACCAGGCAGACUGCUGGAUUCCCUUAGCAACAACUCGGGGAGUGAAAGAGAGAAGUGAAUCGUCUCUUCCUAUCUUCUCUGGUGUCUGGUUUCUGGGCACACCCCUGCAGACCAGAGUGGACCAACAGUCGGAUCUGAAAGGGCAGGAUUUGGGACACUGCAUGGGCACGAAGGAUACGCAAGUCACCCUAACGCCAGGGGAAGGACCCUCCUCUUCCUCCUUCUCUUUCACCUCCUCUGGUUCAUCACCAUGUUGGUUUGUCAUUCUUCCCCUGCACGUUCUAUUCAUUAGUCACAUUUUACUCGCUAAGAUGUCCGUUUAUCCUCAUUCUUGCCACCUGGACUAAGCCCUGCCACUGAACAAAAUAUUGGACAUUCUUCACACACACACACACACACACACACACACACACACACACACACACACACACACACACACACACACACACACACACACACACACACGCACACGCACAGAGAGACUCUCACCCCUCCUCCUCCUACCUUCCUUUACUCCUCUCUUUGACGAGAAAUGAACAACACAUGUCGGGCAUCAUCUGAACAUAAAAUGGAUGUGUGCAGAAGUUGCUUUUGAUGUGGGCUAUUUCUUUAUUCCUUCAAGAUGAGUUUAUUCUCCCGUCACUUCUGAGAGAAAGGGAACACUGCACGGCGGAGGACACAGGAGGAAUAUCUCUUGUUUUCAAAAGGAUUUGUCCUCCUCUCUCCCUAAAAGAGACAGAUUCCAAACUGAGGGAGUAUAUUUAGAAUCCAAAGCUUGUCCCUACUGCCUACCAAUAAUGUAGACCAAGAUCAUAAAAAAAAAUGAGCAACUGCUGGGAGUUCUAUUUUUCUUUGCUUGGAUAUUCUGAUCUACAGGUGAGGCUGAACAUGAACCCCUUGUUCAGCUUGACAACCUGGGAUGCACUCUUUUACAGUAACCUGGCUGACACCAAGUCACUGCAUCGUACCCGCUAAAUAAGAUUGUAAAGGAAGGUGAGUGGGAGGGGAAAAGAGCAACUUCCUCUGACAGACGAUCUAAAUAAAUAUCCUCCUCAGAGACCGAUGCAAACGGACACACUGACACGUGAGAUGAGUAGGCUCUCUGGCUCAACACUAUUAUAUAAGGUGUUUUCACACACACCAUCUUAGCUCCUGUUCUUUUCAUCAUCCUCCUGUUCCGUGGAUCUAACUUGAGUUUUUUCAUGUUUCUUUUGGCUUCAUUUUCGGUACGAUCCAUCCUGGAGUCAUGGAUGGAGGAGGGUAACGCCAGGGGGUUGAGCGCUCAGGCCAGGCAAGGUCUUUUGGCUGUCCAGGGGCUUUUAAGAUGUUGAGGUCUCCCUGUGUGGCCGGGGCCCCUGUUCGGAUCAGUAGCACUGAGGCUCCUCGCGGCCAGAGACAUGGACCCCGAAUCGGCUCCCCCCCGCCCCUGCCCUCAGCCCGCCGGCCCCUGGCCCCAAGUCGCCCUGUGAAGGAUGUCCCUCAGCAGAGCUCCGGCCCGGGACACCUCUGAGACCCCCAGCCAGACCCCCAGAGAACGCAUCCGCAGCCACAUGAAGAUGGUGAUCAACCAGCUGGACGGCAUUCUCAAAGAGCUCAAGGAUGUGGCCAAGGAACUCCGGGAGGUGGUGGGUCAGAUCGACAAGCUGACGUCAGACUUUGACUUUGACCUGGAGCCAGAUGACUGGACAGUGGCCACAGCGAGCAGCACGUCCAGCAGCGAGAGAGGCCUGGGAGAGGCCUUCAGGCUGGACUUCCUCAACCCCGACGUGCUCUCAGACAGCUGGGAGUUCUGCAGCUAUCUGGAGGCCUCCGUCGCUGCAGCAAACGCCGCCCACAAAGCAGGGCCAACGGUGCAGCCCAAAGAUGCAGGGCUGGAGCCGGGUGCGGGGCGUGGGUGCAUCCCCACCCAGACCCAGACCCCGCCACCCACAACCGCCUCAGCCUACUCCCAAAUGAAUGGGGGGCUGCCCAUCCCUAACGGACCUCUCAUAAUCACCCCAGACUCAUCCAGCGCCAGCGAAGAGGCUUCCAGCUCCACACACAGCCACAAGACCUCCCGCACGUCCGGCACCAGAGAGAGAGUCCGCUUCAGUGACAAGAUCCUAUACCAUGCGUUGUGCUGUGAUGAUGACGAGGAGGAUGAAGAGGAGGGAGAUGAGGAGAAGGGCGGCUGUGCGACCCCAGACACUGACGACAGUGAGCCCAGUCCUAGUCAAGCCGGCUCGCCCACACCACCGCUCUCCUCCUCAGAGCACUCCAUCCUCCAUAACUGUCUGAACCCUUCUUAUGUCUCGUUCCCAGUGAACGUGGCAGCGGGGACUCAUACGCUGCCCAGAAAGGGUCUCCUCAAUCCCGCGAGCUGCCGGAAAAAACUGCUACGGAACAGCAGCACACAGACUGUUUCAGAUAAAAGCACCCAAACUGUACUGCCCUAUAUUCCAGCCAAACAGAAAACAAAGGACCACUGAGAAACAUUAACUUUACAACGACAGAACUAAUGAAAAAGGACUGUGUACUAUUUAAUAUUAAAUGCAUAGAUCAUAGAUUAAUACACAACAAAAUAAAUCCAUAUUAAUUACUAAAUAAAUACAUCAUAUGGGAAAUGACUCACCUACCUAAAGUCAUUCUGAGGCUCAGGGAAACAAAGGAUAAAGGCAGUUCCUUAAGGCAGUAACAGAGAGAAAAGUGUUAUUGACGGACCAAAAGGCUAGUGCCUGCUAAUGUUAAGAAAUGGACCGGAUGGAUUCCUUAUUUAUAAUCAUUUGCAACACUUAUUGAGAUGACUCAAGCAAUCACUUUUCUAGGAAGUUGAAAUUGUUCUGAAAUCGGAAAGUAAGUGUGAAGAGGUCAUUUCCCUCCUCGUACACCAGUAUAAAUCACAAGAAAAUAUAUUGCUUGUUCUUUAAGAUGUGGUUAAAAAACACUGCACAUUCUGUACACUGAGAAUCUGUAUAAACAUUGUCUUUUUCAUCUUCCAAUUAUUUCAAAUGUCAAGGGGGUUCCUGGUGUAACAACAGGGAGUGUAUCUAGAUGCACAAGUCAAGCCUCCUUCUCUCUUUGAUGUCAUCAUAAGUGAGUCAAGGCCCAGAAAAACAUGGUUUGACCUGCCCUCGAUUUUAUUAAUCAUUUCAAUAAUUUAUCUCUUGGUCUGCUGCUGAAAUUGUAGUUGUGGAAAGCAAGAAGAAAAACAGGUAUUUUUUGUGAGAUUCUGUGCUCCAACUCCACAUUGUGACAUUUCCACUUGAUCUAUCCAUUCCUCUCUCUGCAAGGGAGCAAGGCUGCUAGGGGUGAGGACUUGAAUAGAAGUGCACAAAGCCAAGAUGCAAAAGGUUAUGUCUCUCCAUUCUGAAUCCCAGUAGGGAUUUGGACUCAAUAGAGCAGCAUUUUAUUCACAGGGACUAUGCCAAAAGCAGUGUUGAUCAAUAAGGCUGAUUGAGAGAGUGCUGUGAGAGGUCUCUCUGCUGAACAGGCAGACCCUGCUCCUGGGGGCCCACAACAAAAACUCACAGUUAGACCUCCAUCUAUUUCCUCUGCUAUUAGUGGCAGACAUGGACAGACGCAGCCUUCAAGAAAGAGGUUGGCAUUUAAGAAAUGUGUGCCAGGAUGUGAAAGAGUGGGUGGCAGACAGAGAGAAAGAGAGUGAUGGAGAGAGAGAGAGGGGGGGGGGUUGAGUGAAUGCAGGAGAGGGUAAAGGGCUGACCUCACAAAGAAAAUGUGCUGCUAGAUUGUUGUUAAUCAACCCUUGGAACACAAUAAUUUCCCCUCUAAUCACCAGGUGCUGACUCAUGUCUCUGAGGAUGGCCAGAGAGAACUCUCCUCUCAGAGAUAGAUCUAUUACUGUACAUAGGCCCCCAACUGCCCUGGGCCCCAGGUUAUAGUACAGAAGAGAUCAGGGUUGGACUCUUUACAUUGUAUAUAUUUAUCACAUAUUUUACAUCUCAAUAUAUUUUUGUUAAAAUGCACAUAAUGAACACAUCUAUAAUGUUUUCCUACUAAAGAAAGGCAGAUUAUUGAUCUGCAGGCUGGAGUAAAGGAAGCAUAGCCUGUGUCAAAACCAAAUACUUUGCUCGGUAUCUAGACUGGUCCUCUGCUGCUAGGUGAAACAUGGUCAUGC
This is a messenger RNA of Oncorhynchus nerka (sockeye salmon), 5167 nucleotides long. RefSeq names its product inhibitory synaptic factor 1-like. Bases 2526 to 3521 code for a protein of 331 amino acids. Gene Ontology annotation, cellular component: postsynaptic density. The record is from RefSeq and is a predicted model, not a curated record. The transcript is spliced from 3 exons. Gene Ontology annotation, biological process: inhibitory postsynaptic potential. Lineage: Eukaryota; Metazoa; Chordata; Actinopteri; Salmoniformes; Salmonidae.